Messenger RNA from Fusarium graminearum PH-1, 519 nucleotides. RefSeq lists its product as uncharacterized. The transcript has a single exon. Lineage: Eukaryota; Fungi; Ascomycota; Sordariomycetes; Hypocreales; Nectriaceae. The coding region runs from base 1 to 519 and encodes 172 amino acids. The record is from RefSeq and is a predicted model, not a curated record.
AUGACUGAAGAUGACCAAGUGGCUGAGCUGUAUCGCAUGGGUCUGUUGUACGACGAUGAACAAGUUCGCGGUGAGGGUUUCAGUCUUGACAGCAUCAACCACCAAGAACCCAUCUACUCCAUCCGCGCCGCCAAACCAUCCCGCAAAUCCCGACGCUCCCAAAGUUUCAGCUUCAACCAGCCUCUGCAUCUAGACCUUUCCUUCACCGAUCUAGGCGGCGACCAAACCAUCGCCCAACUCCUCUCCUCUUCUGACGACGAUACUUCCCUUCCUGACUCGCAGAGCCCAUCACAGCGCACAUUUGCUCCCCUGCGCGUGAUAUACGAGCUCGACGGGUCACAGCCUUCCUUUGACGUCGACACGUCGCAGCCUCCAGACCUAAUCUCUGAUGAGAUACUCUCUGACUACGACUGCUUUUCCGACAGCGAACUAGACGAUGGGCCUCGGCAGCGCGAGGUCUUUGACAGUGCAGCGACUCCGACUUCUGAUGCUUGGGUGGUGCUGGGUGACGACUCGUAG